GUUAGAAACAAAAUAAGAAUUAUUAUUUUUUUGAAUAUGCCAUAUCAUCAUGUAGACUAUAUUCUAGUAGCAGAAUUUGAUAUUGACCGUGGUCCUACAAUUUCUCAGCAAUAUCCACAUACUAUAGGAAGUGAUACAAAGUAUCCUUUUCAAACGACACAGUCAAAUACUAAUUUUUUAAGACUCCUUGCCGAAUUGAUGCUUCCAGAUCAAGCUCAUAUGAGAGCAGAAGACUGGACAAUAUUUUUCUUACAUAAAGAUACCAGCAAAUCAACUAAAGAUGAAAUCAAUAUCUACGAAAAUCUAGAGGAUACGGAAGAGAGUGAACCAAAAUUAAUGUAUGUUCUGAAUUUAGUAAAUACAAAACAUGAUCCAGAUGCCAAGCGAGGAGCUCUUGUAAAAGCAAUGGCAAUAUGUACUAGACAUUCAUUUUUGCAUAUUUAUAAGCCAAUUUUGCUACUUGCUCUAGAGAAAUACAUUGAACAUCCAAAAAAAACAACAUUAGAACAAAUUUUCAAUUCUGUAAAUUCUAUGAACUUAGAAAUGAUGCCUAAACUAAACAUUUGGGAACGUAUUAUUCUUGGAAAUAAUGACUAUAAAACUAUGUAUUAUGAGAAAUUUCCAAAUUCAUUCUUGAAGGAUGCAGUUAAACGAGAUUGUCAUGAAUAUGAAACGAACAUAAUUUACCUUGGUGUACGAAUACCUGUUAAAAUACCUUUGGAUAUCUUACCAGAAGUUGUUGGUGAUUUUUCCCUUAUAAAUUUAUUUCAAACAUUUCCCAAAUUACUUACAAAAUCAUUCCCAUUACAUGCUCAUCUUACUACUAUUGGUCCUCAUACUCACCCAAUUAUUGUCCUAAUGAAUGGUAUGCUUACCCAAAAAAGAAUUGUAUUCCUAGGACAUGGUCAAUCUGCAAGCGAUGUUGCAAAAUACGUAUUAGCAGCAUGUGCUAUGGCUAGUGGUUUAGGAGUAUUGCGAGGAUUUUUGGAAAGAACAUUUCCCUAUACCGAUCUAUCGAAAAUAGAUUACUUACUUACUAUUCAAGGAUAUAUAGCAGGUGUUACAAACCCAGCCUUUGAACAUCACCCUGAAUGGUGGGACGUUCUUUGUAAUAUUGAUUCCGGAAAAAUAAAAAUAUCAUCACAUAUAUCUCCUGUAAAUAUACCAAGUCAUUUAGAAAAUUUUUUUUGUGAUUAUACAUAUGAAUAUCAACGAAAUGAUAUAGACACGGUAUUUAUGGACGAAAUGCAACAUAUUAUAUCUUGUAAAUAUGGGGAACAUUCCGUACGAUCUAGAUGGAGAGAUUGGAUAUUAAGAUUUACUAAAAUGGCAUGUACAUAUGAAACUCUUGUUUAUGGUUCUUCUCAAUUAUCGAACCAAAAUGCAAAAAAUUUCAUUAUACCAGGAACGGGUUGGGUUUGGGCAGAUGAAACACAAAAAAUGCGUGAUUUAUACAUGAAUAUGCCAAGAUUUGAAGGUUGGAGAAACACGAGUUCUUACCAAUAUUAUAUAAAGGAUCGACUUGCAUUAAAUAAUAUACCAAUUGAAAAAAAAUUUUGCUUACAACAUCAGUUAAAUAGAUUAAAAAUUUUACGAAACAUGUCUUAUGAAGAUGCAGAAGCUAUAUACAUAACAUUAAACGAUAAUGUACGCACAACAGAUGAAUUAAGUCAAUUACUUUGUUAUCUUCCACAACUACAUGGUGGUUUAGCACCAAUUGCAUUUGGUUUAUUUCAUCCAAAUCCAAAAGUCCAAUUUGCAAUAGCAGAGCUUUUAGAACGACUUGAUUCACAUAUAGCAGGUAGACAUUUUAUCAGUGAUUUAAAUAGAUUCCAAAAGUUUGCAUUUUCGAGAAUUCUUUCUAAAAAAUCAAAAUUACAAAAAAAGUAAGAAAAAAUAUUAAUAAUAUCAUAACAUAAUAUCUGUUUGUACAUUUUGUUUAAAAAUAUGCUGAAAAU
This is a messenger RNA of Pneumocystis jirovecii RU7, 1958 nucleotides long. RefSeq lists its product as uncharacterized. The coding region runs from base 37 to 1890 and encodes 617 amino acids. Gene Ontology annotation, biological process: actin cortical patch localization. NCBI's taxonomy places the organism in Eukaryota, Fungi, Ascomycota, Pneumocystomycetes, Pneumocystales, Pneumocystaceae. Gene Ontology annotation, cellular component: plasma membrane. The record is from RefSeq and is a predicted model, not a curated record. The transcript is spliced from 10 exons.